Fonsecaea pedrosoi CBS 271.37 is the source of this 1695-nucleotide messenger RNA. RefSeq lists its product as uncharacterized. The coding region runs from base 1 to 1695 and encodes 564 amino acids. Gene Ontology annotation, molecular function: oxidoreductase activity, acting on paired donors, with incorporation or reduction of molecular oxygen; monooxygenase activity; heme binding. The record is from RefSeq and is a predicted model, not a curated record. Lineage: Eukaryota; Fungi; Ascomycota; Eurotiomycetes; Chaetothyriales; Herpotrichiellaceae. The transcript is spliced from 2 exons.
AUGGCGCUGCCCAUCCUCGCGUUGCUCACGUUGGGCUCGCUUGCUCUGCUGGCCCUGUACAAGUUCAUCCUCAACCCUCUCCUCUUCCACCCUCUGCGGCAUAUCCCCUCUGCGCAUUGGUCGAUCCCAAUCUUCGGAGAUGCCUGGAUCACCUAUCAACGGUACAUGGAGAGGAACAAUGCCGUGACUUAUGCGGCUCACUUGAAGCACGGGUCUGUCGUCCGCAUGGGCUCCAACGAGCUGAGCGUCAAUUGCGUGGAUAACGGCAUAAAGACCAUCUAUGCCGGCUCCUGGGAAAAGCACGCCUGGUAUCCGCAGAGAUUUGGCUCCUAUGGGGUCAUGAACAUGUUCUCUACAAUCCACCACGGGCCACAUUCGCAGAAGAAACGCACCAUGGCCAACGUCUACUCCAAGUCCUUCAUCGCCUCUUCGCCGCAAGUGGCCGCGAACUCGCACACACUGUUCACAACCCGCUACCUGCCGCUCCUCCAGAGACUUUCCGAGACGGGCGAACCGGCCGACGUGCACGACAUGAACAACGCCUUCGCCAUGGACUUUAUGUCGGCGUACCAGUUCGGGCUGGCCGCGGGGACCAACCUCACCCAGGACCUGGCGAAGCGGAGGCACAUCCUCCACCAGUACCACUGUCGUCGGGACUACGAGUUCUUCUCGGCCGAAGCACCGUGGCUCAAGCGCCUCACGCGCGGGCUCGGUCUGCAAGUCGUGCCGUAUUUCGUGGACGAGGCCAAUGUCCUGUUGGAGGAUUGGAACGCCGGCAUGUGCCGCAUGGCGGACGAGUUCCUCUCGCGACGAGGAUCAACCGGCGGGGAUGGUUCUUCACUGGCAUAUUACCCCGGCGACGAACCCGUCGUGUACAAGCAGUUCAAGACGGGCAUCACGAAACUGCGCGAAAAGGACCCCAACGCGGGAAAGGCGACGGGCGAGGUCAUCCUGCCGACCACCCGGCACGACGAAUUACACGGCGGGGACGGCAGCAACAAUAACACUGAUGACACCACGACCGCGGAGAUCUACAGCGAAAUGCUGGACCAACUGGGCGCGGGCCACGAGACGUCGGCCAUCGCCCUGACGUACCUGUACUGGGAGCUGAGCAGAAACCCCGACCUGCAGAAGCAACUCCGCGACGAGGUCCUGACGCUGACACCACCGAUCAAAUGGCCUCUGUCUCCCGGCGCGAGGGACUUCAAGCUCCCGGACCCAAAGCAGAUCGACGCCCUGCCGCUGCUCAACGCCAUCCUGAUGGAGACGCUGCGUCUGCACACGCCCAUCCCGGGCAUCGAGCCGCGCAUCUCGCCGCACGUGCCGGGUGGGAGCACGCUGGGCGCCUACUCCCAGAUCCCCGGCGGGGUGCGCGUCUCGGCCAUGCCCUACACGCUGCACCGCAACGAGGCCGUCUUCCCGGACCCGGAGACGUUCCUGCCCUCGCGCUGGCUGCCGUCACACUCGUCCGACGACCAGCUCAAGGAGAUGCACCGCUGGUUCUGGGCGUUUGGGUCCGGCGGGCGAAUGUGCAUCGGCAGCCACCUCGCCAUCCAGGAGAUCAAGCUGCUCGUCUCGGCCAUCUACAGCAACUGGGCCACCGAAAUCGUCGACGACAACGGCAUCGAGGAGAUCGACGCGUACACCACCAAACCCAGGAGUAACCAGUUGAUCUUGCGGUUUGUGCACGUAUAA